This is a messenger RNA of Cotesia glomerata, 921 nucleotides long. RefSeq lists its product as uncharacterized. The record is from RefSeq and is a predicted model, not a curated record. The coding region runs from base 109 to 921 and encodes 270 amino acids. NCBI's taxonomy places the organism in Eukaryota, Metazoa, Arthropoda, Insecta, Hymenoptera, Braconidae. The transcript has 2 exons.
CGCCAGAUUCUACCGAAUCUGUGGAUUAAAGUUUUAAACAUAGCAAAAGCUCACCCUUCAUGGAAACUAGAGACAUUACAAAAAAAUGGAUGUAGUCAUUUGAAGAGAAUGGAUCAUUUGAAAGUAUGGGAAAAAGAUGUUGAACAUGGUGGAACUAAAUUUGAUAAAUAUCAUGUGAUUGAUUCUUGGACGUAUGACCGCUUCGUCGAGGCAAGACAAAAUUAUCAACAAGUGACUACACGAAAUUUGCAGCAAUGGGCUUUAGCUGCAGCCAGCCAGUUUCCUAAUCUUCAAUUUACAGCGUCCGACCCAUGGGUAAAAAAAUUUAAACAAAGACACAACAUUCGUCAACGCAAAAUUACAAAAUUUGUAACAGACAAAGAAGUUCACACCAUGCCAGAAAUUAUCGCCUCUGCAGAAAUGUUUCGCAUUCAAACAAAACAAUUGAUAUCUAACUUCGAUAGUGACUUCGUUAUUAAUACAGAUCAAACAGGAUGUCAAUACCAAUCAAUGUUUAAUAGGACACUGACGGAAAAAGGAAGCAAAACAGUGUUUGCAAAAGUACAAGACAUGACCAAGGUGUCACACUCAUAUACUGCACAAUAUACCAUAACAUUAUCUAGAAAAUUACUACCACAUGUUUUUAUUUGUUUGCAAGAGCCUACAGGUGAUUUUGGGCCAAGAAUAAAGAAAAACGUAGAAGAAUAUUUAAAAAAAUACAACAAUGUUAUUGUCACAUCAUCAAAAUCAGGAAAACUGACAACUACUCUCUAUAAAAAUUUUCUAGAGAAAUGUUUAAUGUCAUAUGUUCAAAAAAAUAAAUUUCUUUUAAUUAUUGACUCGUGGACAGGACAAGUGAAGCCAGAAUUAUAUGAUGAAAUAUUUCAGGAUGAUAAAAAAAUGCCUACAUGCACAUUUUAA